Molecule: messenger RNA, 3468 nt
Organism: Pyrus x bretschneideri (Chinese white pear)
Lineage: Eukaryota; Viridiplantae; Streptophyta; Magnoliopsida; Rosales; Rosaceae
Product: polyribonucleotide nucleotidyltransferase 1, chloroplastic
Exons: 25
Coding region: 88-2868 (926 amino acids)
Biological process (GO): mitochondrial RNA 3'-end processing; mitochondrial mRNA catabolic process
Cellular component (GO): cytosol; chloroplast stroma; mitochondrion
Molecular function (GO): 3'-5'-RNA exonuclease activity; RNA binding; polyribonucleotide nucleotidyltransferase activity
Source: RefSeq, a predicted model, not a curated record
GCGCCUUUGAAGUAAGCGGAUAAAGUCUUCUCUCUCUCCGUAACCGGUAGAGUGGAGCGGAAGCGGCCACACUGAUAGAAGCAAGAUAUGUUGGCAAAUCCUGACAGUGGCAGACUCCACUGCCCUAAUCCCUCCCAAUUCCUGAACCCAAACAGGCCUAAAUGUUUCCUCUUUCCAAACUGCCCUCGUUCCCCAAACUUCCCCAGCAAGUCCAAGUUCUGCAACUUGUCCCUGCUUCUGCCCAGGCAGACCGGCAAGAAGGGUCUUGCCAUCAGAGCUUUGUCCGAGCCCCGCGGUGUUUCGACGAGCGGUGGUCCUCAGGGAUACCCUCAGCCGUACUCUGUCAAAAUCCCUGUUGGUGAUAGACAUAUUUUGGUUGAGACAGGUCAUAUUGGGAGACAAGCCAGUGCUUCUGUUACAGUGACAGAUGGAGAAACCAUUAUUUACACAUCUGUUUGUCUGGCCGACACUCCAAGUGAGCCUUCGGACUUCUUCCCUCUUUCGGUACAUUAUCAGGAGCGCUUUUCAGCAGCAGGUCGAACUAGUGGAGGCUUCUUCAAACGAGAAGGAAGGGCGAAAGAUCAUGAGGUUCUCAUUUGUAGAUUGAUUGAUAGGCCUUUGCGUCCAACUAUGUUGAACGGCUUCUACCAUGAAACUCAGAUACUUUCUUGGGUUCUGAGUUAUGAUGGUUUGCACUCUCCUGAUUCUUUGGCAGUCACAGCAGCUGGAAUAGCAGUGGCUCUUUCUGAAGUUCCAAACUCAAAAACUGUAGCAGGAGUGCGAAUUGGUCUUGUUGGUGACAAAUUUAUCGUGAAUCCAACAACAAAGGAGAUGGAAGACUCUGAGUUGGACUUGUUGGUCGCUGGCACAGAUAAUGCAAUAUUGAUGAUAGAGGGCUAUUGUGAUUUUCUCACAGAGGAAAAGUUGCUGCAAGCAGUAGAAGUUGGGCAGGAUGCCAUACAAGCAAUUUGCAAUGAGGUAGAAGCUUUGGUUAAGAAGUGUGGAAAGCCAAAAAUGCUUGAUGCAAUCAAAUUACCUCCCCCUGAGCUAUAUAAUCAUGUUGAGGAAAUUGCCAGUGAUGAGUUGAUAAGAGCUCUGCAGAUUAAGGACAAGAUUCCUAGAAGGAAGGCUCUCUUGUCUUUGGAAGGAGAAGUUUUAACUAUACUUACAGAAAAGGGAUAUGUUAGUAAGGAUGCAGCUCUCGUAGGCAGUGAAACAAUACCAGAUAUAUUUGAAGAUGAAGAGGAGGAUGAGGAAGUGGUUGUGGAUGGUGAAGUAGAUGAAGGUGAUGUUCAUAUAAAGCCUAGUUCACGAAAGUCAACCCCCUUGUUCUUUUCUGAGGUAGAUGUGAAGCUGGUAUUCAAAGAAGUUACAUCCAAAUUUUUACGAAGACGCAUUGUGGAGGGUGGAAGAAGAAGUGAUGGACGUACCCCAUAUGAGAUACGUCCAAUCAACUCAAAAUGUGGACUGCUUCCAAGGGCACAUGGAAGUGCUCUUUUCACACGUGGGGAAACCCAGUCAUUGGCUGUUGUUACACUCGGGGAUAAACAGAUGGCACAGAGGGUAGACAACCUAGUAGAUGUUGACGAAUGGAAGAGAUUCUAUCUCCAGUACACAUUUCCCCCUUCAUGUGUUGGGGAAGUUGGACGGAAUGGAGCCCCUAGUAGAAGAGAAAUUGGCCAUGGAAUGCUUGCUGAGAGAGCUCUUGAACCAAUUUUGCCUUCCGAAGAUGAUUUUCCUUACACUAUACGUGUUGAGAGUACAAUUACUGAAAGCAAUGGCUCUUCAAGUAUGGCAUCUGUUUGUGGGGGCUGCUUAGCUUUACAGGAUGCUGGUGUUCCAAUCAAGUCCUCUAUAGUUGGGAUAGCAAUGGGUAUGGUUCUGGAAACUGAGGAAUUUGGGGGAAAUGGUGCUCCACUAAUUCUGUCUGACAUAACUGGAUCUGAAGAUGCAUCCGGGGAUAUGGAUUUCAAGGUUGCCGGAAAUGAAGAUGGUGUAACUGCAUUUCAGAUGGACAUAAAGGUGAGCGGGAUUACAUUACCAGUUAUGAGAGAGGCACUCCUACAGGCAAAGGAUGGCCGUAAGCAUAUUAUUGCGGAAAUGUUGAAGUGCUCAUCUCCUCCUUCAAGAUCGCUUUCUAAGUACGCACCACUGAUUCACAUAAUGAAGGUCAACCCGGAGAAAGUAAACUUAAUCAUUGGUAGUGGUGGGAAGAAGGUGAAGAGUAUUAUAGAAGAGUCUGGAGUAGACACAAUUGACACACAAGAAGACGGGAUAGUGAGAAUUACCAGCAGGGAUUUGUCUAGCAUAGAAAAGGCUAAAGCUAUUAUUACUAACUUGACAAUGGUUCCGUCAGUUGGUGAUAUCUUCAGGAACUGCGAGAUCAAAUCAAUAGUUCCAUAUGGAGUAUUUGUGGAAAUAGCACCUGGGCGUGAGGGACUUUGCCAUAUUAGCGAGUUGAGUUCAGAGUGGCUGGCAAAGGCAGAAGACGCUGUUAAAGUUGGAGAGUAUAUUGAUGUUAAACUUAUUGAGGUAAAUGAGAAGGGGCAACUUCGCCUUAGCCGCAAAGCUUUACUUCCAGAUACAGAUGCAGAGAAAGCCAGUUCAAAGCAGCCUACGGGUGACUCCAAUGAUGUAGCUUCCCAAGAAACAUCUGACAAGGGUUCAACAAAGAAAAUUAUUAGCACUCCAAAGAGGGACGUAGCUGAAGAGCUCCCACAAAAGAAGUUCAUUCGGAGAUUAGUCAGUGCUGCCAAAGACGGACCAAAUAUCAACAAAGAUAAAGCAAAGAAGAGCAGUAAAGUAGUCGGUAGCGUCUCCAGCAAGGACGAAAAUACUUUAGUGAAUGGAGAGGCUAACAUUGGAUAGUAUGGAUAUUUUCUUCUUGACCAACUCACGAGGAUUAUUUAUUGCUUCCUGUUUGUCAUGUUGAAAAACGAUGGUGCAGUGUCUCCAGCUGAGGAAGAAAUGGAAGUGAUUUAUUAGCAUGUUCCACCAAAAGGCUCGCCUCGCGUGCAUUGACGUGAAUGUGUCGCAUUUAAGCAUUUAACUGAGGAACCGGAUUAAAUGUAACAACAUCAUGUGUUCUUUGAGAAAGCUGGGAACUCUUAUGAGCUGGGAAAAGUUGCUGAAGCAAUGAUUUUUACUUGCUCAAGAUUCCGAGAGCUCCAUUUGGUGUGGGGUAAGCUUCCUUGCUAGGUGCUUUAGAGUUUCCUUUGCAGUAGAGGAGGAUGCCAUGGUGCAUUUUUUGUUCAGAUUUCGACACGGUAGUUUUGUUUCUGUCUUCUGUUUAUUGCUGCACCACAAUAUUUUUAAUACUAUGCUGUAAACGAUCAUGGUUGAGCUCCAUCGCAACUUUUUUUGUAAGUUUUUCUUCUGGGUUCAAAAGCCUCAUGGCAUAAGUAUUUCUCCAUGUUUGUCAAAUUAUAAACAUCGAAUUUAAUCAAAGUAGAACACCAUCCUGCUCUA